This is a messenger RNA of Cannabis sativa, 1193 nucleotides long. RefSeq lists its product as uncharacterized. Lineage: Eukaryota; Viridiplantae; Streptophyta; Magnoliopsida; Rosales; Cannabaceae. Gene Ontology annotation, cellular component: Golgi membrane. The record is from RefSeq and is a predicted model, not a curated record. The transcript is spliced from 10 exons. The coding region runs from base 127 to 891 and encodes 254 amino acids.
AAAGAAGUCGUUGUAAAGUUUGCUACCUGCCAUUUCCAGCACAGCGAAGCUUUUUCGUUUAAUUUUCUGAGAUCUUCGAUUUCCAAUCGAAGAAGAAGACAAAGAAGAAGAAGGUGAAGGAGAAAGAUGUUGCCUACGGUUUCGAAAGGACGCUCCUCGUCUUCGGCCUCUACUUCUCGAAGUAAUCCAAUGUUCAUUCAGUAUCUUAGACGAAUUAUCAAGUGGCAACAAAUGGAUGUGGAAUAUACAUUUUGGCAAAUGUUUCAUCUAUGUACAUCACCAAAAGUUGUUUAUCAGCACACCAAGUAUCACAAGCAAACUAAGAAUCAAUGGGCACGUGACGACCCUGCUUUUGUUGUGAUCUGCAGCCUCCUACUGGCAGUUGCAACUAUGGCAUAUUGUGCUGCGUACGACCACAGUGCUGGGCAUGCUUUUUUUGUAGUUAUUUCAGUAUUGAUUUUCCAUUUUUUAUUAACCGGGACACUUCUGGCCACUUUUUGUUGGUUUAUCACUAAUUCUUACCUUCGGGAAGAAGCUCCAAACAGUCAUGUAGUAGAGCAACGGGUUGAAUGGCUGUAUGCAUUUGAUGUGCACUGCAACUCUUUCUUCCCGAUGUUUGUGAUGGCUUAUGUGAUCCAUUAUUUUCUAUCCCCUCUCUUGGUAGCUCACGGAUUCAUUCCAGUGCUACUGUCAAAUUUACUAUUCAUGGUGGCUACUUCUUACUAUCAUUAUCUCAACUUCUUAGGCUAUGAUGUUCUUCCCUUUCUAGAAAGGACCACUUUUUUCCUAUACCCAAUUGGUCUUGUCAUCGUCCUUACUCCAAUCUUUAUUUUGAGUGGCUUCAAUCCAUCGAGAUAUUUUAUGAACAUGUAUUUCAGUCACCGCUUAUGAUUCGUUAGGUCUAGAUACUUGUAAGAACACAAUUGAAACAACAGGAAUGCUAAUUGGAAGAUAUCAGCCUGAAAAUUGUUUUUGUGGAUCCUAUCUUAUUGUGCCUAGAAUAUUGAAAAGGGAUGAUGUCCCUCUAGGAAAGGAAAGGAAAGGAAAGAAAAAAAGUGUUGUGUAGCAUUUGUGGGCGCCUUUAACACUGAAUGAAGUUGGUACCAAAGAAGCAAGAGUGUCCAAAAGUAUCUGAUUUUGGUGAUCGAAAUGUUAAUCAAAGAGAUGUAUUCAAUAUAGCGAUGAUUUUCUUC